GCUAAGUGUCAAUGGCAGGAAGUGGUUCACCUUACUGUGUGAACAAUGAAUGGUGCCACGUUUAUCUUAUCAAAAGUAAUAUUAACGGUAUCGGGUUUAAGAUUGGUGACAAAUAGUUUUUUCCUGUUAUGAUGUUGUUAGUUAUGCCUACAAGAACCAACAGGAGACUGUAGGAGCCUGUAGGAGCUACAGGAGCCAACAGGGACCUCCAGGAAACUCCAGAAACCUACAAGAACCUACAUUAGCCGAUUGGAACCUGUAGGACCACAGGAACCUACAGGACUCUAUAGAAACCUACAGGCGCCCACAGUAACUUGCAGAGUGGCCAUUCACGGAACUUUAUAUUGGUUAUAUAUAGGGAGAUAGAGCAAAGGCAAAUAAGGGUAAAAGUGGAGGAGACAUUUAGCACCAGAAAUGACUUAUGAAAUUACAGGAAUCUGCAGAACUCUACAGGAACCCCCAGGAGCCAACAGGAAUCUAAAGGAGCCUAAGUCAUAACAUAAAAUAGUGGUACAUUAUGAAGGAUGACUCACCACCCUGAGUCAAGUGAUGAAGGUGUAGACCCAAAAGUGCCUCAGCAGGAGAAUUCUUUAAGCCAUGCUGUUAACACUGAUGUUGGUGAUGAGGCACUGGAAGACAACAGUGGGGAUGAGAUGGUUCCUCUCAUUCCUAGGACAGUGCCAGCAUAUAGAGCUGGUGUGGUGUACGGCUGCUUCCUGCUCUUAGGCUUGGGUACUCUCCUGCCAUGGAACUUCUUCAUUACUGCACAGACGUACUGGGAUUACAAGUUCCGGAACACAUCAGCCACCAACGAGACAAUGCCAGAGCCUACAGAAUUACAAAUAUUAUACACUCCCAUGCAGGUGUGCUUCUCUCAGAUACCCAAUUUUUUUUUCCUGUUCAUCAAUGCUCUCUUCAGUCACAAGAUCCCACAGCGUCUGAGACUCCUUGUGUCUCUAACUCUGAUGAUCAUAUUCUUCUCCCUCACCACAAUGCUCACCCAGAUCAACACAGAUGAGUGGCAAGUGGGCUUCUUUAUAUUAACUAUCAUCAUCAUCAUUCUUAUCAAUGGUUCUGGUGCAAUCUUCCAAGGAGGUUUAUUUGGUGUAGCUGGAAUGUUUCCAGAGAAGUACAUGACUGCUGUAGUGUCUGGACAAGCUCUUGGAGGAGUGUUUGCCUCAGGUGCUCGUAUUAUCUCCCUCUCAGUAGGAGCAAAGGAUGAAACUGCUGCUUUCAUUUACUUUAUGAUUGCUGUGGGAGUAAUGAUUCUAACCUUAGCUGCCUACCUCUAUAUGUCAAAAACAGAGUUCUACAAACACUACAGUAAUUGCCAAGCACCUGAAAAGGACAAGGAUGAAUCCCCAGCUACCAACAGGACAUUAGGUGAACAAGCAAAGAUCUUCAAGGAGAUAUGGCCUGUGGGAGUUUCUGUGUGUGGAGUUUUUGCAGUAACCCUUGGAGCUUUUCCUGCUCUCUGUGUUAAAAUCAUUUCAAUGUCAGAAGAUGAAAUGUGGGCAAGUGUGUAUUUCCAGCCAGUUGUUACCUUCUUGUUGUUCAAUGUAGGAGACUAUUUGGGUCGCCAAGUUGCUGGAUUCAUAAUGUGGCCUCGACGUGGAUCAAAGAUUCUGUAUUUCCUGGUUUUACUGCGCAUUGUAUUCAUUCCUCUGUUCCUGCUGUGCAACCACAACCCAAAGUCCCCCAUCCCUUCAUUAUUUGCCCAUGAUGCCUGGUAUGUGGUUUUCAUGCUCCUGUUCUCCCUCUCCAAUGGUUAUUGCUCAUCGCUCUGUAUGAUGUACGGCCCAAAGAUGGUGUCUGAGGACAAGGCUGAGGUGGCCAGCAGCAUGAUGGCUGCCAUGCUGGGCUUAGGGCUACUGACUGGAGGUCUGUCAUCAUUUGCCUUUGCCCUCAUAGGCUAGAAGAUGCUAAACUGAUGGAUGAGGUAGACCAAAGCUUUACAGUCAAAUCUUUGCUAGUUUUAAAUAAUCUGGUAAAGGAGUCGCUGUAGAGUUGAUCUGCUGGAAAACAAAUAAUUUGAUUGGACAUCUUCACCAAUGACAAAAAGUUACUGGAUUAUUUUGAUGGCCAAAAAAGAAAAUAAUUAACAGUUAGUUCAAAAGUUUAAUCUUGUUUAGUGUAUUACAUAUUGCAUUGAGUACAGUACAGUACAGUAUAAUGUUUAGUAUAGAAAUAUAUGGUGUAUAAUACUUCAAUGAGAAUUCUUUAAGGUUUUGGGGAAAUCAAAUCUCAAGCAGAAUAAUACAGUAUUUUUUUCUGAAACUGUUCAGUGAUGAACAGAGAAACUUAAAUAUUAAUUUAUGGACACAUCAAGGUGUUCAAUGUCAUUUGUGUUCAACCAUUAUACGUACAGUAUAGUGUACUGUACUAUUACUUUCUUCUUGAAGAAUGUUACUCACAUGACAACACUUGAAGUUAACUUCUGAUCAUUCACACUUUUAUGGUUUUAAGACUAUGGUACUGUACUGUACUUUAUGUAUUGACUUAUGACUGUGUCAAGUUACAUCAGUCUACACAGGCAGAUAAGAUAUACUGAACUGUAUUAAGAUAUGGACAAGAAAUCUUUGAGCUCAUCAGUUUUCUUGUUAACAAAACUACAAUCUAUUUAUAUUUUUAAAUAAACUACAAUACUACAUAAAUUUGAUAAAGCAGGGAAUAUCUUCAGUGAAAAAAUGUUCUAUGAGUCUAUAGUAGAGUGGUCAUAACCAAUUUAUUCUCACAAAGUUGAGAAUGAAAGGUUUAGUAGUUAUUUACAAAUUAUUCUAUUUUUUAUAUAUUCUGCACUAUUUUAUUUUUAUUUUAUUAAAAGUAUUCUAAUUAUGUCCUUAUUAAAUAAUAAUACACUUUUUAACAAAUUAGAAUUAUUUCUGAAAAGUUUCUUCAUUUAUAUUGAUGAAUAGAAGUACAGGUAUCUCUCAUUUAAUGAUAAUUUGCUUAGCAACACUUCAGUUUGGCAAUAUAAAAUUUUUAACACCCUUUUUUGUUUAAUGAUUGUCAAUUUUCAUUUUAGCGAAGUUCAAGUCACUGGAAAAAAUUUAUCAGGAGGGAAGUCUGAAAACUGGAGAUUGUGUGCUCAAAUUACGCAUCAUUACAAUACGUACUCUAAUGUGGCUUAGAAAUAAAGAAAAUAUAAUAUAAAACUAUAAAAUAAGAAAAAUGAAGUGCAUGGGUUUGUAUGUGUGGGUAGUGAAAGUGUAUUCAGGUAUCCCUCGAUAUACGAAUAGGAAAAGUACGGUUCGUUUCCCCAAGGACAAAAAUACCUAAAAACACGAAAUCGGUUCACAAACAAGAAAAAACAAAAUAAGAUUAAAUAGUACACAACUACUGUAAUUUACAAGUUAACACAUUAAAAAUAUUAAUAAAAUACCAUCUAGAUGAAAAUAUGAGCUAAAACCAUUAAAGAAAAGCUAAAUCAAAGUUUAACACAGCCACUAUUUGUAUAAGCACUGGCUAUGUCACGUGUGGCCGCGCUGCCGCUCUAAGCCUGGCCAUAGCAACCCCACCCGGCUGGGGACGCUCCUCUUCCCGACCUUUAUUAACAUUCCCACAUCCUUCUCUCGCACACACAUAUUCCCUUUAGGUUUUUGACCUUAUGAUACCCUGUAGUAGUUAUUUUUUGUACCUUUUUAAUUUUUUUUGCACAUUAUGUAUGUAAGAUUGUAUGUGCAUGUAACCGAGUGAAUAAAAAGAAAGAAGUUAAAUUUUAUCUACGCAAAAUCAUGAGUUAAAUAAUAUCCAUAACAUAACUCCCCCCAGCUCAUCCUGAUAACUUUUGCUGACACAUGAAAAAAUGCUUAUUCUCAUUAUGGUUUUAAUCUUAUGAUAAUUAUUUUUGGUGCACAUUCUGUAUGUAGGAUUGUGUGUGCUUGUAAAUGAAUAACAAAAAUUAAGAAAGUAAUAUUUAUGUACCCAAAAUUAGGAGUUGAAAAAUAACCAUAACUCCAACCUCAGCCUACAGUGCAUUUUUUCUCAGCUGAGAAGAGAUGCCCCACCCCCUCCUCAAGUGUUACAGCUGAUUGACUGUGUUUAACAGUUAAUUCAUGUAUAAUACUUCUGAUAAACUUCCUACUUGCUCAUGUAUGAAAUAAUGAACGUAUGUGUCUUUAUAUAAUUUAACCAAAUAUCUUUCUCGUCAGAAACGGUCAUCCCAACGAUUAUGAAUAAACUCAUUUAGAAAUACAUCAUUACUUGAGGAUAAAAUCGGACAGAUAUGCAACAGCCAAUCAGCUGUAACUCUUGAGAAGUGGGCAGGGCAUCUCUUCUCAGCUGGGAAAAAACACACUAUAGUAGGGGUGUGCAAUUUGUUUAAGCAGGGGAAGCUUCCGUAACACCAAAAAGACGUGGUAAUUUAGGAAAUUUGUGUACCGGUAAGUGGAUUUUAGUAUCUUGAAUAUUCGUAUAACAAGGGAUAUCUGUAUUAAGGCAGUGAGCUUUUCUGCAGCCAGCUGCACUCUCCCUUCUUCUCCCCCUAUGUGAUGUCAUGCCAUACAGGCAGCAGCUACACACGUAUCUUUAAUCAGCUUGAUGACUGCUUGGUUGAACUGUGUUGUGUGUACACUAUACCCUCGUUAAUUCGACAAAAAAGGGGCUCUAGGUCACUUGAAUUACCGAAAAAUCAGAAUUAACCGAGUUAAAAAUAUUUUCACAUUCGACAAUUUCUGAAUUUUUGUGUUAAAUUAUUUGUUCGUUUUCUGUUAAUUUUUUAACCUUAUUUGGAUUGUUCCAAAGAUUCUUCCUCAUUAUUCCAACCAACAAACAUACUCAGUAACCAUGCCUUGGCUGCCACACAAGAUAUUCUAUUUAUAAUUACUGUGCAAACAUACCGUAAAUAUAUUUUAAAUGUAUAUAGUACAGUAAUAAGAACAUAAAUAAUACAGUAAUAAAUAAAAGUAACACACUGUGAGGGGAGCCGACAAGGUGAGGUGAGGAGACGAGAGGUGAUGAGGCAAGAGGUGAGGUGAUGAGGCAAGUGAGGUGAGGUGACAAGGCGAGGCACUUACACAGCACAUGUAUUAUCAGCACUACUAAACCAUUCUUUUAUAACAUUUUAAUUUCUAAUUUCUAUUUUAAAAAUACAGCUGUUCCUCGACUUACGACGGGGUUAGGGACCCAAAUCCAGGUCGUAAGUCGAAUUGGUCGU
Homarus americanus (American lobster) is the source of this 5155-nucleotide messenger RNA. Its product is annotated as equilibrative nucleoside transporter 1-like. Gene Ontology annotation, biological process: nucleoside transmembrane transport. Gene Ontology annotation, cellular component: plasma membrane. The coding region runs from base 525 to 1916 and encodes 463 amino acids. The record is from RefSeq and is a predicted model, not a curated record. The transcript has 11 exons. Gene Ontology annotation, molecular function: nucleoside transmembrane transporter activity. NCBI's taxonomy places the organism in Eukaryota, Metazoa, Arthropoda, Malacostraca, Decapoda, Nephropidae.